AUGCUCAACUGGUGGUUGGGAAGGCCAGAUGGUGCCGAGCGCGUUGCAGGCGCAGACCCUGAGAUAGAUGCACCGGAGACUCCAGCCCCGGUCUUUGCUGCUCGCGCACUCAAAAGUGCGUUCUUUGGUACACCUGGCCUUCCUCAAGACGAUACACUAUAUGGACUCGAAAAGGAGGACGAUCCAAUAGCAGGCAGAGAUAAUCGGCUGCCACAUUAUCUAUCAGCUUCCCCAACGAAACCACCAGGAAUACUAAUGACCCCUGGAACUGCGGCGACUCGAAGAAAGACUGUGUCUUUCGGAUCAGAUGUCGAUGAUAACGAAGGAAAGGACAGGCCACAGAAAAUUGUUGGCAGGGCACCAACACCAGGGAAAGCCCUCAAUUCAUGGAUCGCCCAACCGGAAGAACUAUCACAGCCAAGCAGAAAGACCUCGCUUUUGAAAACUUUAGAAGACUCUCGUGGAUCGGACAGUGCAUUCAAAAAGCGCAAUCAACCUUCUACCACCUCUUCGACACUAUCCAAUUCGGCUUUGACCAAGGCGAAGGAUGUAAAAACACGAAAGGACACGAAGGAACCGAAAAAUUCACGAUCAAAUGAUGUGCAGCUGGCGAAAGAAUCAGUGUCUGGAGUCGACAGUGAUGCAGAUAUUACGAUUGACAUCAACGAUCCUCGGUCCCAAUCUGGCAAAUUCUGGAAAUCUGAAUUUCAAAAGUACCACGAUGAGGCACAGAUUCAAAUGAAGAAGUUAGUAGGGUACAAGCAGCUCGCAAAGUCUUAUGCGAAGAAAAAAGAUGCAGAAGCUCUCGAUCUCGCAGAAAAACUGAAGGAAGAGCAAGCCAAGGUUGCCUCAAUGGAAAACAAUAUCACUGAGUUAAUGUCGCAGAUUGCAGCAGAUGGGAAAGCCAAAGGAGAUACUUCACCGGCACUCAUGAGGGAACUUGCUCGUCAGACUGCCUUGGCUUUUCAAUAUCGCGUCCAAGUCGAAGAAUUUCGCAAAGCUAUGGAAGGGGAUGGAAGUCUUUCGGCAGCUGUCCCAAAGACUGAAAUGAGGAGUGCGAAGAAUGAAUCCAGAGACACGGCCUCCACCCAAAAUGAAUUAGAGCAAGCCUUAGAAGCUUUAGCCACCGCCGAUAGAACUGUUUCUAAGCUUAAAGGGGAAAACAUCAAGCUUUCACAAGAUUUGCAACAUUCUGAACUGCGGUUCCAGAAGCAUACAGAAAGCUGGGAGAAGCGUUUAAAGCUCGUAGAAGGACAACGCCAGAAGAAAGAGGAUCGCUUAAAGGCUCUUCAAAAAGAUUACGAUCACAUGAAGCAAACGGCAAAGAGUUCAAGACGCGACGCAGAGCAGCUCUUGAGAAAGCGUCAUGAUCAAGUAGUGGAACUUAAGAAAGAAAUCGCAUCCUUGAAAGGCGAACAAUCGACUAUAAAAGAUGCGGAACAGGCUCUUCACAUAAAGUCCAUCGAAUACGAUACAAUGGUCGAUGCAUACGAGAAGGAGAUAGCCAAAUUGAGAGAAUUUGUUCGUGGUUCUACCUAUGACGAAGUAACAGGAUCGGGCUAUGAUUUGUUCCGAACCAGAAGCCAUCCAACUGAGAAGUCACAUGCUUUUACAAGUAAUAUUCCAGUCUUGAGUCAUUCUAUUGCACGGCCAUCCAAAACAGUUGCCUCUACCAAACCUACUCAUUUUGAAGCAUCUACUGAUAUCACACAACGAUCAUCACAUGCAGCCUUAUCUGAGAUUACUAACCUUGCAUCUAUGGAACAAUAUGCUUUCCAGAAAUCGAAGAAGGUUGAUUAUACUCCUCUCGCCAAUCGAUAUGCGGAUCUUUCCCUCGAUUCAUCAGAUAUAAACUUGCAAGCCGAAGUCCCAUCCUUGCCUCUUCUUCAUACACGAACUAGUCGCGAGAGGUGUCUAGACAGUCCUAGACCAAAGAUAUAUAACAUUCCCUCAAGUCCUCCUAAAGCUACAGUGUCUCGAUCCAGAGCUGUUGACCAGUUGAAGUCAAACAAUGAACGUGGGGUACCUCGUCCGACCACUAUUGCAUCGAGCCGGAGAUCCAGUCCAUCAAAGUGUGCCUUGCCUCCAGAUAGAGUUGCAGCUGCCAAAGCAAGGCUAGCCCUGAAGAAUGCCGAGAAAAGAAGAGCUCAAGCAUUAGGGACAAACAGCAUUCGAUAA
Messenger RNA from Botrytis byssoidea, 2178 nucleotides. RefSeq lists its product as uncharacterized. NCBI's taxonomy places the organism in Eukaryota, Fungi, Ascomycota, Leotiomycetes, Helotiales, Sclerotiniaceae. The record is from RefSeq and is a predicted model, not a curated record. The coding region runs from base 1 to 2178 and encodes 725 amino acids. The transcript is spliced from 2 exons.